Hippocampus zosterae (dwarf seahorse) is the source of this 1592-nucleotide messenger RNA. Its product is annotated as matrix-remodeling-associated protein 7-like. The record is from RefSeq and is a predicted model, not a curated record. Bases 235 to 1014 code for a protein of 259 amino acids. The transcript has 5 exons. NCBI's taxonomy places the organism in Eukaryota, Metazoa, Chordata, Actinopteri, Syngnathiformes, Syngnathidae.
ACACCGAGAUGACGAGCCGAGCACAUUGAACGUCGGCUCGCCUGAUCGCCAAUGGAAAGAGAGGGGGCGGUGCCAGGUGGCGUGACGUCAGACUGACAGCGCCUCUUGCUUGAUCCAGUCAACGCCGCUCGUUUAGGCAGCUUGUCUUGGUUAGAUUACAUCCUCAAAGCGUCGCCAUGGCUGCCGGUCGAACCACGCGAGACUAUUAAAAAAAAUAAACAAAAUAUAUCAGCUAUGGAUUGGACUUUCAUCUUAUUCGCCGUCAUCUUCACACUGCUCGCCCUGGUGGUCGCGACGUCGCUGCUGAACGGUUCCUCCCGGUCGUCUUCAGCCAGGAGUAACCCAAAUGGACCCAUCGCGGACGCCGUCAGAGGGGGCGAGACGGAGGCAAAGCAGAACGGCCAUUUACCGGAUAAUUCCAACCAGGGAACGGCAGAGGAAGUGGCGGCGGGGGACGACUGGUGCGAGAUGAGCGGCAGCUCCCACGACCACUGGGACGUGGUCAAAUCUGUCCUAUCAGAGGAGACUGAAACCUGUCCCGCUAGCGAGGAGUUGGAGCCCGCGCCGGUCACGGUGACGGCCCCAGCCGAGCUCUCCUCCUCCUCGUCGGCAGCGUCCAGCCUGUCCGUGCCGCGGCCGGACUCCAGGCAUGCCAGUUUUGACUCGUCAUCCGAGGCAUCGUCGGGGCGUGGCCGGCGCUCCUUCAUCGGGCUCUCUGAUCAGGAGCUCCUAAAGUGUGCUUUCUCUUCCCCCCAGACUGAUGGAGAAGCAGAGAGCCCAGACGUCAAUGAUAAAUCGGAGUUACACACCAACAAUUCCUUGAAGUACGUCCCCGGAAAGUCACGCUCCCAUCACCUGGAGAUGAUGAUGUCCAAAGACGAACUUGAAGAGGAGCAGAGGGUGCAGCGGGAACAGCUGGCUGCCAUCUUCCAACUGCUCAAGGACAACACGGAGACGUUCGGCGAAGUCUCCGAGGGCGACAUGGAGGAGCAGCUGCGUCUCUACUCCAUCUAAGGAAGGAGAGAGAGAGACAACGACGACGUCACAUGCGCUGCCUUAACCUGCCGACCAAACUCACCAGUAUACUUGUGACAGUAUUCCAGCAGCCGCUGUUGUGACCCCAAAAACACCAAGUGGUCCGUUCGUCUUGCUUUUUCCGUUAUUCCCAGGCUGGACUUAAUGCAGCACAAAGACACCAAGUGAGCAACUUCCAAUAUAAACGCGAUUCCCCCGUGUAACAUUCCGCUGUUGUGUAAUAAAUUAAAAAAAUUGAACACGCAGGUGGAGUUUGUCAUUUUCAUCUAUUUAAAAAGUUGACUGACUGACACCAAUUUAAAAUGUAUCAAGAGUCAACGCCGCCAUCACAAAACGUUGCGAGGAUGACGUGGGGGUGAAAAAAACCCCUCAGUUUACGUCCACGCGGCUCAUUCCCUCAGUCUCCGAAUCUUUUUGGGAAAGCCGGACAGGUGUAUGCCCCCCACGACCAGGGCAUCAAAUAUGUGAUGAUUCCAGAGGGCACGAGGGACUUCCAGUGGUUCCAAGGACUCAUCAGAGGACAGGGAGUGGAGUUCGGCCCGUACAAAAACAAACGG